Messenger RNA from Octopus sinensis (East Asian common octopus), 2161 nucleotides. Its product is annotated as basic salivary proline-rich protein 1-like. Bases 165 to 2123 code for a protein of 652 amino acids. The record is from RefSeq and is a predicted model, not a curated record. The transcript has 3 exons. Lineage: Eukaryota; Metazoa; Mollusca; Cephalopoda; Octopoda; Octopodidae.
UCUACUAUUGCAUGUUCAGUUGGUCGUCCUAGCGAGAUCAUUGAGAACCUGUGGUCGACACAUCAACACGGCAAUCAUCUGCUUAGCAAGUUUUUGCAAACAUCAACAUAAGCAGACUAGCAAGUUGACUGAAGUAAAACGAAACGAACUUUCAUUUCACCAGCAUGCCGCCAACAACAAGUCCUCCGGCGCCAGCUGUUCAACAGAACCCCAUUAAGCCGCCACCACCGGGAAGUCUUCCGAUGGGUCCACCGCCUGGAGUUCCUUACAACAUGCCGAUGACACCGCCGACUACCCCGGGCCAGCCGCCUCAUCAAGUGCCUUAUCAAGUUCCGUAUGGUCCCCCUCGUCCCCAAGGCCCUCCUGGUCAACCGCCUAUGAAUUAUCCUGCUCAAGGACCACCUCCACGAUACCCUGGCCCUCCAGGCCCUCCAGGCCCUCCAGGCCCUCCAAUGCAAAGACCUCCAGGACCACCUGGACCGCCAGGACAACCUGGUCAACCGCCGAUGCAAUAUCCUCCGAGAUAUCCAGGUCCGCCGGGACCGCCAGGCCAACCAGGCCAGCCUCCGAUGCAAAGGCCACCCUAUCAACAUCCUCCUUAUCCACCACCUGGACAACAACCGAUGCAACAGAGGCCUCCGGGACCACCUGGUCAAGCUCCAAUGUAUGCUCCUAGACCAGGUGGACCCCCACCACAAGGACAACCAGGAUACCCUCCUCAAGAUCCGCGAAUGCAAAUGUAUCCCUACGGAGCCCCACCGCCUCAACGUCCUCAAGGGCCACCACCACCACCUUCGGGUCCCCCAGUAAUUACUAUAACAGAAGCACCUAAAGUUGAAGAGAAGAAAGAUGAUGCGAAAAAGACCGAAGAGAAAAAAGCUGAGCCCAAAAAAACCGAAGAGAAAAAAGACGAUGCCAAAAAGACCGAAGAAAAAAAAGACGAUGCCAAAAAGACCGAAGAAAAAAAAGACGAUGCCAAAAAGACCGAAGAAAAAAAAGCUGAUGCGAAAAAGCCUGGUGAGAAAAAAACCGAAAGUGGAAAAGUUAGCGACAAAAAAGCUGACGAGAAAAGUGUUGGCAAAACUGUUGAGAAGAAAAGUGAUGAUAGGAAACCAACCGCAAAAAAAUCCGAGCCUGGAAAAUCUGAACCAGGUAAACCAGUCAGUGUUCACAAAGCUCCAUAUAAACCGAAAUCUCCUAUGAACCCUGUCGCGAAGCCAGAAAAGUCACAAUCAGGAAAAUACGGUUAUAAUCCAGUUGGUGGUCCACCGGCUUCACCAAAGAAAAGCAAGGUGUCAGCAAGCCAAACACAACCCAAAAAAGAAGAGCCCAAAACGACUGGCAAAUAUGGCUAUAAACCUGUUGGAGGUCCACCUCCCUCACCAAAAAGGUCAAGACCACAACCAGUUGUUCAGCCAGCGAAAAAGCAAGAAACUUCUACUGCUGGAAAAUAUGGUUACAAUCCAGUCGGUGGAACUCCGGCAUCACCUAAAAUCGUAAAAUCACCUUUAACUGAGAGAAAGCAUAACUAUGUCCCUCCAACUAGUCCAAUCUCCUUUAUACCGACAGCGAAACCUCCUGUUACGAGUGCUUCUGAAAAGCCGCGACAAUUUGGUUACAACCCCAUCGGCGGGCCUCCACUUUCUCCAAAAGCCACGCACAGUUCUUACACACCGGCUAAAGCUGAUAUUGUUAAAGCAACUGAUCCUAGAAAGUCAAGAUCCCAAGAACCAACUAGACCGCCCCCGAAAAAAGUGGUUCCACCACCAACGAGGCCUCCACCGAUCACAGACCCAAAGAGAGCCCCACCUCCAAGACCAAGCGGGCCAGCGCCAAAACAAAGUGCGCCAGCAUCAAAACAAGGUGUACCAGCUUCAAAACCAACUGCGCCAGCUUCAAGACAAAGUAUGCCACCACCAAAGAUUGAAGUUAUUGAGAAAAAACCUGAACCAAAGAAAAGUGAGCUGGAAGUUUCGAAAAAACCUGAACCGGCAGCAACAACCAAACCAACAGACAACCCAACCAAAGAAAAAAAGAAGAGAAGCCGGUGCCAAAACCUGCCGAAAAACCGGCGGAAAGGAGAAUGUCAAAAUCAGAUGAAGAGAAGAAAACUGAAGAUGUAAAGGCUGAUAAAAAAGAGGAAACUACUGGCAGGAAAGAC